This is a messenger RNA of Entelurus aequoreus (snake pipefish), 503 nucleotides long. RefSeq names its product cytochrome c oxidase subunit 6A, mitochondrial. Bases 142 to 450 code for a protein of 102 amino acids. Gene Ontology annotation, biological process: mitochondrial electron transport, cytochrome c to oxygen. Lineage: Eukaryota; Metazoa; Chordata; Actinopteri; Syngnathiformes; Syngnathidae. Gene Ontology annotation, molecular function: enzyme regulator activity. The transcript is spliced from 4 exons. Gene Ontology annotation, cellular component: mitochondrial inner membrane. The record is from RefSeq and is a predicted model, not a curated record.
UUGAGAGGGGAGGAGCCUCCCAUGCUCGAGUUCACCUCGGGACAGACUGAAGGACAAACAAGCAGGAAGGGAAGUUAAGUGAGCAACGAACUUGCUGGGAGGGAAAAUAAAGCCUAUUAGAUAUCGUCUGCCUGAAGCGCAAUGUCUGUGUCUCCGGCCGCCACGGUCGCUCGGCGCAUGCUAGCUGCUGCGUCAGAGUCCAGCCAUGAGGGAGGAGUGAGGACAUGGAAGAUCCUGACCUUCAUCUUGGCCUUACCUGGUGUCGGCGUGUGCAUGGCGAACACCUACAUGAAGAUGCAGAAGCACUCGCAUGAGAACCCAGAAUUUGUACCCUAUUCUCACCUCCGCAUCCGCACCAAGAAAUUCCCCUGGAGCGAUGGGAACCACUCACUGUUCCACAACCCUCACACUAAUGCUCUGCCUGAUGGCUACGAGAGCUCCCACCACUAAGGAGCCCUGCCUCUUCACAGCUCUUCAUGCUUGUACAGGAAUAAAAACACUUU